CCUCUGCCCUGUCAGUUUGACUGUAAGUCAGUUGGCGCUCCUGUUUGGAUUCUCCUCACUGAAAAGCAGAUGAAGCGCAGGAUAAGGGCAAUGCCACACCAAUUUGGAGUGUCUGGACCCUCUAACCAGGACAACCAGAGCUCAAGAGCACCGUCCUCUGGCAAAAAGAAAAACAUCCAGUGAUUGUGUUGGAUUACACCCCAUCAACUUCAUGUAAUCCCUCCAUUUAUUGAAGGACCUUGGGCACUUUGUUGUAUAUCUGUUUUUGGUCUUGGGCUAAUUCUUCACAGCUCCUACUGCCAAAAGCAUAUCAACAAAAAUGACUUCAUAGCCACCACAGAAUAGAAGAAAAGCAACACAAAGCAUGGAGGCUUCAAGUUCUGCUCGUGCGGGGACUUCCCCGUCUUCACCCAUUUUGCCCACCUCCCCUGCUCCCUCCUCUCCUGGCUACUUGCAGUUCUUUUGGGAGUACCAGAACAUUUCUGUCAUCACGGAACAUUACAACUUCACGGGCAAGCUGCAGAAAGACCGCUACCGUGAGGGGCUCAAACCCGAGGGCAUUGCAUUCCUGGUGGUGUGCCUCCUCAUCGUCCUGGAGAACGCAGUGGUUCUCAUUGCCAUCUGGAGGAACAAGAAGUUCCACCUGCCCAUGUAUUACCUGUUGGGUAACCUGACUCUGUCUGACCUGCUGGCUGGGAUUGCCUACAUGGCCAACAUCAUCAUGUCCGGACCUAAUACUUUGAAACUGACGCCACUGCUGUGGUUCCUCAGGGAGGGAGGGGUCUUCAUCACUCUGGCAGCCUCCAUCAUUAGUCUGCUUGCCAUCGCAAUUGAACGCCAUGUUACUAUGGUGACUAUGAGGCCAUACCACGGGGCAAAGCGAGGAAGGAUGUUGGCACUGAUUGGUGCAAGUUGGGCCCUGGCAGGCUUUUUGGGGGUCCUACCAAUUCUGGGAUGGAACUGCAUCUACAGACUGGACCAAUGUUCAACAGUGCUCCCGCUUUAUGCCAAGAGCUACAUCCUUUGCUGCGUAUCUGUGUUCAGUGCAGUGCUCCUGGCGAUCGUGGUCCUUUAUGCCAGAGUUUUCCGCAUCGUCCGCACCAACACACAGCGCCAGCGGCUUGGCCUGUCGGGCAGUAUGCGAAAAGGCUUAGCGAGGAAGUCGCAGAAGUACAUCGCCCUCCUCAAGACGGUCACCAUUGUGCUUGGCGUCUUCAUCGCCUGCUGGCUGCCCCUGUUCCUCCUCCUCCUCCUGGAUUUUUUCUGCCCAACCCGCAGCUGCCACUUGCUCUACAAGGCUGACUAUUUCCUGGGAGUAGCCAUGGUCAACUCGCUCCUCAACCCCAUCAUCUAUACCCUGACCAGUAAAGACAUGAGGAGAGCCAUUCUGAGACUGCUCUGUCGGCCGUGUCUGAUGACUAGAGACGGCCAAGUAAAGAAGAUCGGGAUGCCAUUCCUGGAGUGUAGUUUCAGUAAGACUGAGGUGGCCUCCCAGAAGUUAGAGGGGGGACUGGAGACGACCAUUUCCUCUGGGAACGUCAUCACUGCUCCAUCUCCAAUUAAAACACUUUACCCCAAACUCUUCAAGUCAUAAGGACAUGGACUGAUGGGUUGAGUCCAUAAAUGUGUGAAUGGGUUUCCCACUAAACAGAGGACAUGUAGCACAUGUGUAUAUUCUAUAGAGAGGAAGCAUUCCUGGUAUUUUCAACUCUGGAGUAGAGCCAGAAACAGAUAUUACAGAGGCACAAGAGAAUCGUGUUUAGACAAAUGUCUCACCUUGACAUGUCAAAAGUGAUGCAUUGUAGAAAUAUAACAACAUCCAUGAACUUCUUUCUGACAUGAUUACAGAAUAAAAGGCUAUGAGGAUGCUUCUCAAAUGUGAACAAGGAAACAAAGUUUGAAACAAUUAUAAUGCAAGUGAUGAGUUUCCUUAACUAAUUUGCACUGAAAUAUCACAAUGAAUGGAGCAGCAGCCUUGGAUUCAAUUUUCCUGUGGUUCUGUACAUUGUGUCGAAGCCUGAAAGGACAUUUCCGUAAACCCACAGACUUUCAUGACUGAAAAAGUGUAAAUUGUGUAACAUUUUCACCCAGGGCCACUGGGUUAAUGGUGGGUGGGACCAUCUUUUUCCCCUUUGUGCCAUUUAUCAAAGUGCCUUAAAUACAUCACAGAGACUUUGGUGUGCUAGAUUUUAUUUGAUAAAAUCAUGCUGUACCCCCUACAUCUGCAUGCACAUAGAGAGAGAAAAAGAUAACAGAAAAAAAGAGGUGGCACUCACUUUCAACUUGUGAAACAGCUCAGUGAAUAGUGUUGUUGCACUGUGGUGGGUGUGAGGUAGGUGUAAAAUUUGAAUCUGUUUUAAAAUGACAGAUGGUUAACCAAUCUGAUACCAAGUGGACAGUUAUGGGGGUUGGUGUCCUAUUUUCUGAAAUGUCAGUCUGGCAUCUGCAGGAAAACUUCUACUGCAGCCAAAACAUCAAAAUGUCAUCAUACAAUGUGAUUGACUGACAGAUGUGACAGUGCUUUUGUUCUGUUGUGACAUGCUGAUAAUUUAGCUCCAACAGAAUCAGCUACAAUCACCUGUAAGAACAUGUCUGAUGGAUGAUUUCAUCAAACACUUAUAUUUCAACUUGCAAAUGAAGUUGUAGAUUUAAUUAAUCAUCAUCAUCCAGCUGCAUCGGGGGUUUUAAGAGCAAGAAUGUGCCUGCACUUGUUCAUAAGCUAAAUCAUGCAGACUCAAGGCAGAUUCAUCAUUGAGCAAUUUUUCCAAUACUUCCCAUCACUAUUCAUCAUUUUAGCAGAAUGUUUCCUGUUAUAGUUUAAGGUACUGAAUUUUCCUUAUUAUGAAAUGAAUUUGACAUCAGUCUUUUUAUACAGAUGUUUUUUUGUGCAGUUUCUCCAGACCUUAAUGAAUGAUCUUUUUUGUACUGUAAUUCAUGUAGUGAACUUUUUGUAUUUCUGAAGACAUUUUAUAUCAUCUAUAUUGUAAAUUAUAUCUAUUUUGUAACAAGAAAGGGCUAGCAAACUUUACCUUUCUUUUUAUAUGAGAAAUAAAAUGUUUUCUUAAGUGAU
Lates calcarifer (barramundi perch) is the source of this 3070-nucleotide messenger RNA. RefSeq names its product sphingosine-1-phosphate receptor 5b (gene s1pr5b). The coding region runs from base 365 to 1594 and encodes 409 amino acids. Gene Ontology annotation, biological process: G protein-coupled receptor signaling pathway. The transcript has 2 exons. Gene Ontology annotation, molecular function: sphingosine-1-phosphate receptor activity. Lineage: Eukaryota; Metazoa; Chordata; Actinopteri; Centropomidae. The record is from RefSeq and is a predicted model, not a curated record. Gene Ontology annotation, cellular component: membrane.